Molecule: messenger RNA, 1887 nt
Organism: Pan troglodytes (chimpanzee)
Lineage: Eukaryota; Metazoa; Chordata; Mammalia; Primates; Hominidae
Gene: GLRX3
Product: glutaredoxin 3
Exons: 12
Coding region: 54-1250 (398 amino acids)
Biological process (GO): intracellular iron ion homeostasis
Cellular component (GO): cytosol; nucleus
Source: RefSeq, a predicted model, not a curated record
CCCGCCCACAUCCGGCCGCCGGCACUGGAUUGCUUCUGUCUGGCGGCGGCAGCAUGGCGGCGGGGGCGGCUGAGGCAGCUGUAGUGGCCGUGGAGGAGGUCGGCUCAGCCGGGCAGUUUGAGGAGCUGCUGCGCCUCAAAGCCAAGUCCCUUCUUGUGGUCCAUUUCUGGGCACCAUGGGCUCCACAGUGUGCACAGAUGAACGAAGUUAUGGCAGAGUUAGCUAAAGAACUCCCUCAAGUUUCAUUUGUGAAGUUGGAAGCUGAAGGUGUUCCUGAAGUAUCUGAAAAAUAUGAAAUUAGCUCUGUUCCCACUUUUCUGUUUUUCAAGAAUUCUCAGAAAAUCGACCGAUUAGAUGGUGCACAUGCCCCAGAGUUGACCAAAAAAGUUCAGCGACAUGCAUCUAGUGGCUCCUUCCCACCCAGCGCUAAUGAACAUCUUAAAGAAGAUCUCAACCUUCGCUUGAAGAAAUUGACUCAUGCUGCCCCCUGCAUGCUGUUUAUGAAAGGAACUCCUCAAGAACCACGCUGUGGUUUCAGCAAGCAGAUGGUGGAAAUUCUUCACAAACAUAAUGUUCAGUUUAGCAGUUUUGAUAUCUUCUCAGAUGAAGAGGUUCGACAGGGACUCAAAGCCUAUUCCAAUUGGCCUACCUAUCCUCAGCUCUAUGUUUCUGGAGAGCUCAUAGGAGGACUUGAUAUAAUUAAGGAGCUAGAAGCAUCUGAAGAACUAGAUACAAUUUGUCCCAAAGCUCCCAAAUUAGAGGAAAGGCUCAAAGUGCUGACAAAUAAAGCUUCUGUGAUGCUCUUUAUGAAAGGAAACAAACAGGAAGCAAAAUGUGGAUUCAGCAAACAAAUUCUGGAAAUACUAAAUAGUACUGGUGUUGAAUAUGAAACAUUCGAUAUAUUGGAGGAUGAAGAAGUUCGGCAAGGAUUAAAAGCUUACUCAAAUUGGCCAACAUACCCUCAGCUGUAUGUGAAAGGGGAGCUGGUGGGAGGAUUGGAUAUUGUGAAGACGGGGUCUGGCUCUGUCACCCAGGCUGGAGUGCAGUGGCAUGAUUAUGGCUCAUUGCAGCCUCGACUUCUCGGGGCCAAGCGAUCCUCCUGCCUCAGCCUUCUGAGUAGCUGGGACCACAGGCGUGCACCACCAUGCCCACCUAAUUUUUUAUUUCUUGUAGAGAUGAGGUCUCCUGCCUCAGCCUCCCAAAGUGCUGGAAUUUACAGGAGUGUCGGCUGUGCCCCUUGUGAUGGAUGAGGAAAGGUAUCCACCUUUCUGAAUCAGACACAAGCUGCAGUAGCUUCCUGAUGCCUCAUUCACCAGGAUGGGUAACUUUAAAGACAAGUUUUAUAACUGGCAUCCCAUCUGGUUUCAGAGUCUUGGGGGCUUUUUUCAUACAGCUUUGUCUGAUAUUUAGAGACAUUCAGAUUCAGAAGCCAUGAGUUCAGUUAGCUCAUGGGCCGGGCACGUGCACUGACUCACUGGCUGCAGCAGAACACGUUGAGGAAGGAGUCUUGGUGCACUUAGGUCACUGUAAGGUUCUAGGGCUGGGAGCCGGGAUUUGAACCAGGAUCUGUCAGCGCAGCCCCAGUGCUGUGCUUGAAGCCUCGUGCCACACUGGCUUUGAGGUAGCACGCUGCAAGUUAGUGAGUGGAGUUGCCCAAGUCUGGGGCUUCUGAAAUGACCUGGUAUUUUUACGUUCCUGUUAGAAAUGGUGUGGCUUUUACAAAUUAAGUGCCAGGCUGGGCACAAUGGCUCCUGCUUGUAAUCCCAGCACUUUGGGAGGCGGAGGCAGGCGGGUUGCUUGAGCUCGGGAGCUUGAGACCAGCCUGAGCAACAUGGCGAAACCUCAUAUCUAUAAAAAAUAAAAAAUUAACUGGUCAUGGUGGUGUGC